Helobdella robusta is the source of this 873-nucleotide messenger RNA. RefSeq lists its product as hypothetical. The transcript has 5 exons. The coding region runs from base 1 to 873 and encodes 290 amino acids. Lineage: Eukaryota; Metazoa; Annelida; Clitellata; Rhynchobdellida; Glossiphoniidae. The record is from RefSeq and is a predicted model, not a curated record.
AUGUGGUUAGCUGCAAAAAACAGUUCCCUGCUGUCGCCUGAUCUGACGCUGAUCAUUUUGCAUAUUUCCUUAAGAAAUUUAAGGGUGUUGGGGUCCAUCGGGCCAAGAACCUCGAUGCAUAUUGGCAAGAAUUCCAUCGAGGGGAGGGCGUUCCCAUAUUUUUUCAUUUUCUCGUCGGCUGCCCUGGCCGCAGCCAAACCGCAUCAUUUACUUGUCAGGUUUACGUAUCGUUUGGCGAGGGUGCCAGGGACCGUAACAUUCCACGCCAAACAUCUGCCGGCUCUCCAAGGUAUUAGCGUGCAUCAGUCCGGGCGCCUACCAUCAUGCGCAGAAAUGCCGGAUGGUUCCUUGAGAACCGGGAUUGAAGCCUUGGAGAAGAGCCGACAAAUGGCGGUGCGCAGGGCUCUGUUUAAUUCGCCCAAUUUAAAAGGAUCAAUGUGUUUGGAUGUACGCAGGAAGUACAUCAAUUUGGGCAAACUGAGGGCAUUGCGGAUAAUAGUCAAGGCAUCAUGGGCCAAAAGACAGGAAACACGACUCAGGUCAGUUCGGGCUGUCUUAGAUAACUUGGUAGGCUAUUUCAAACGGCUGGUCCAAUUACAGAGAAACUUCUCUCAGCCAUUUUCAAGUAGCAGCAAUCAACCUGGUGGGAGGUACGGGAUGGAUUGUGCCGAAAAGAAGGUGUGUGUUUUGAGGUUCAGCGACAUUUUGAUGAGGUGUGAGGGUGCCAUGCUAUCUACGCACUUGUACAUCAGGAUAGAAAUUUUUAACAAGAUGCGUUUCUUUACAGUAAGAGGAAAAUCAAACCAAAACUGUCCCGGAAAGACAAAAUGGGAGCUGAGUUUAUUAACGAGCAGAUUGUGGUUGCACAAUUGA